This is a messenger RNA of Salvelinus fontinalis (brook trout), 2120 nucleotides long. Its product is annotated as cilia- and flagella-associated protein 251-like. Gene Ontology annotation, molecular function: nucleic acid binding. Bases 434 to 1474 code for a protein of 346 amino acids. The transcript is spliced from 6 exons. NCBI's taxonomy places the organism in Eukaryota, Metazoa, Chordata, Actinopteri, Salmoniformes, Salmonidae. The record is from RefSeq and is a predicted model, not a curated record.
GGAGUAAAGUAUUGGCUGUAAGAAGUAAGAGAAAACAUAACAUCUGUUUUUUUAUUUUUUAUUACCUCUCAUGACAUUGCUUGCAAGAAUAAACAUUGUAAUUAAUAUUUUUCCAAUCUGCGUUACCCACUCCAGUCAGCAGAUGGCGAUUUGAGUCUUUCAGGCGAUGCUGCUUGCGUGACGUAUAAUCUAGUGGACGGAACUGGAGGCUUCUUCAACAGCGACAAAAGGCUUCUGAUUCAACCAACGUGGUGAUUUGCUAGCGAACCUAAAACCGAAACAUUGAAGCGCUUUAGACCAAUCUUGUCUAUUUUACUCUUAGUGUUUGGAAUAUAAUUCUGUUUACUUAUCUACUAGUUCAUUUAAACGUAAUUUGCUUGUUAAAUUAGCAAAUGUGUUAAAUUGAUAAUGCACUAGGCUAAUCGACCGGAGCAUGAGCUCACUAAGCUCGACGGAGAAAGAAGCUCUGAUGAAAGGAGAGGAAGAAGCUUUCAGGAUGAAAAAGGAGGAAGAGGAGGCUAUCACAUUGAAAGAGGAAGAGGAUGAUAUUACAGUGAAAGAGGAAGAUGGGAAAGAGGUUGUCAGAAUGGAAGAGGAGGAGGUAGAAGCUUUCAGAAUCAAAAAGGAGGAAGAUGCCGUAAUAUUGAAAGAAGAGAAUGUAGUGAAAGAAGAGCAAGAACCUUUUAGAGUAAAAGAGGAAGAGGAGGCUAUCUCAAUAAAAGAGGAGGAAGACGUUUUGGGAGUGAAAAAGGAGGAGGCUGAAGAUCAGAUUACAAACAGAGAGAGACGUGACUAUCGUGGAUCCUCUGGGGAGCCUCAACAACAUCCUGAUGCUGACAAGUCAGAGAAGAGUCUCUCCAGAUCAGAACACCAGAUGGACAAUGCUAGCCCUUCCUCCCUCCCGGAGUCCCCGUGUCAUGCCUCUCCUGGUAGCGCCUUACUGCUGGGUAUGAAGAGGUUGUCUGUGCUGCUGGUGGACUGCAGGAAAACAACGGGGCUGAGUGGAACUGUGGGAGGAGGAGAAGAGAAGAAAGGAUCAGAUUUGACUCAUCAAAGAGAGAGACACGACUAUUGUGGAUCCUCUGGGGAGCCUCAACAACAUCCUGAUGCUGACGAGGCAGAGAAGAGUCUCUCCAGAUCAGAACACCAGAUGGACAACGCUGGCCCUUCCUCCCUCCCGGAGUCAACGUGUCAUGCCUCUCCCGGUAGCGCCUUACUGCUGGGUAUGAAGAGGUUGUCUGUGCUGCUGGUGGACUGCAGGAAAACAACGGGGCUGAGUGGAACUGUGAGAGGAGGAGAAGAGAAGAAAGGAUCAGAUUUAACUCAUCAAAGUUUUAGGAAGUGUGUAGGUCGCAUUCUGUAUCAUACAACUAUGAAGGAGAUCCCUCAGGAGACCAUCCGCCACCUCAUCAGGAGCAUGCCCAGGCGUUGUAGGGAGGUCACACAGGCACGUGGUGGCCACACACACUACUGAGCCUAAUUUUUUGACUUGUUUUAAGGACAUUACAUCAAAGUUGGAUCAGCCUGUAGUGUGGUUUUCCACUUUAAUUUUGAGUGUGACUCCAAAUCCAGACCUCCAUGGGUUGAUAAAUUUGAUUUCCAUUGAUAAUUUUUGUUUGAUUUUGUUGUCAGCACAUUCAACUAUGUAAAGAAAAAAGUAUUUAAUAAGAAUAUUUCAUUCAUUCAGAUCUAGGAUGUGUUAUUUUAGUGUUCCCUUUAUUUUUUUGAGCAGUGUAUUUACAACCACCUGCUUGAUAGGAAUUCAGCGAUGUUUGUGUCUUGAGUGUCAUAGAACUGUCUAAUGUUUUGUGUUCUAACUUAUAAAACAGAAAUAAAAAUAAGUAAUGUAAACAUGUCAGUAAUUACCAGGAUGCUCUACAACAUUUGUUUUAAAAUCACACAAAGAUUGUUUUAAAUGAUGAAACGUUUGAAAGCUGGCCUCAGGUUAUUGAGGCAUCUGAUUUGGUUUAAACCUCAUAACAAGGCAGUUUUAUCAUGUGGAGAUUUCAUUCUGGUCUGUCUUAAAAUAAACACUGUCUUUGGCAGGAGGAAAACCAAACUUGGACGAACUAAAGACGUCCAAACCAGCAAGUCGACACCUCUGCUCCCAGUGUGGCAAA